UUCCGCCCUGGUUUUUAAUCCGCCCCUCAAACCUUUACGCCUACGAGAGCAUGGACAUCGAGUUCGAAUGUGCCGUCUCCGGGAAGCCCCUUCCUACGGUGGCGUGGAUCAAGAACGGAGAAGUCGUCAUUCCCAGCGAUUAUUUUCAGAUCGUGGGUGGCAGCAACUUACGGAUUCUGGGCUUGGUAAAGUCAGAUGAAGGUUUUUAUCAGUGCGUAGCCGAAAACGAAGCUGGCAACGCCCAGGCCAGCGCACAGCUAAUCAUCCCGGAGCCCGCUGUCCCAAGUGCCAGUGUCCUCCCCUCUGCCCCCCGAGAUGUGGUCCCUGUCUUGGUCUCCAGCCGAUUUGUCCGGCUCAGCUGGCGCCCGCCCGCGGAAGCCCGAGGCAGCGUCCAGACGUACACGGUCUUCUUCGCCAGGGAUGGAGUCAACAGGGAACGGGCGGUCAACACCUCGCAAUCCGGGACGCUUCAACUCACCGUGGGCAACCUGAAACCGGAGGAGACUUACACCUUCCGCGUGGUGGCUUACAACGAGUGGGGACCGGGAGAGAGCUCGCAGCCCGUCAAGGUGGCCACGCAGCCGGAGCUGCAAGUUCCCGGGCCGGUGGAAAACUUCCGGGCUGUGUCGACCUCGCCUACGUCAAUCCUCGUGUCCUGGGAUCCCCCGGCCUACGCCAACGGCCCCGUUCAGGGCUACAGGCUCUUCUGUACGGAGACGGCGACUGGGAGAGAGCAGAACGUGGAAGUGGAUGGGCUCUCGUACCGCCUGGAGGGCCUCAAAAAAUUCACCGAGUACACCCUGCGCUUCCUCGCCUACAACCGCUACGGCCCCGGCGUCUCCACCGAGGACGUGACGGUCACGACGCUUUCAGACGUGCCCAGCGCGAUGCCUCAGAACGUCUCCUUGGAAGUGGUGAACUCCAGGAGCAUCAAAGUUAGCUGGUUACCCCCGCCGCCAGGUACUCAAAAUGGAUUUAUUACGGGCUAUAAAAUCCGCCACCGAAAGACAACCCGCAGGGGUGAGAUUGAAACGCUGGAGCCCAACAACCUCUGGUACUUGUUCACAGGACUUGAGAAAGGAAGCCAGUACAGUUUCCAGGUGGCUGCCAUGACGGUGAACGGGACGGGACCCCCCUCGGAUUGGUACACGGCGGAAACCCCUGAGAACGAUCUCGAUGAAUCUCAGGUUCCUGACCAGCCGAGCUCGCUUCACGUCAGGCCCUUGACGACGAGCAUCGUCAUGAGCUGGACGCCGCCGCUGAACCCCAACAUCGUCGUCCGCGGGUACAUCAUCGGCUACGGCGUGGGCAGCCCCUACGCCGAGACCGUGCGGGUGGACAGCAAGCAGCGCUAUUAUUCCAUCGAAAGUCUGGAGCCGAGCUCCCACUACGUGAUUUCCCUGAAGGCGUUCAACAACGCGGGCGAGGGGGUGCCCCUGUAUGAGAGCGCGACCACCCGCUCCAUGACAGACCCCAUUGAUCCAUUAGAAGUUGAUUUUUAUCCUUUGCUUGAUGAUUUCCCUACCUCAGUCCCAGAUAUCUCCACCCCCAUGCUCCCACCAGUAGGUGUCCAGGCUGUCGCACUUACGCACGACGCGGUGAGGGUCAUCUGGGCAGACAACUCUGUCCCAAAAAACCAAAAGACUGCGGAGGUUCGCUUCUACACAGUCCGAUGGAGAACGAGCUAUUCGACGAGUGCUAAGUACAAGUCGGCAGAUACGACGGCGCUGAGCCACACGGUGAUGGGGCUGAAGCCAAACACCAUGUACGAGUUCUCCGUCAUGGUGACCAAGGGCCGACGGUCCAGCACGUGGAGCAUGACCGCCCACGCCACCACCUACGAAGCGGCUCCAACUUCUGCUCCCAAGGAUUUGACAGUGAUUACGCGGGAAGGGAAGCCCCGGGCUGUCGUCGUCAGCUGGCAGCCGCCCUUGGAAGCCAAUGGAAAAAUCACUGCUUACAUCCUCUUCUACACUUUGGACAAGAACGCGCCCAUCGACGACUGGAUCAUGGAGUCGAUCAGCGGCGACCGGCUCACCCACCAGAUCGUGGACCUCAACCUCGACACCGUUUAUUACUUCCGAAUCCAAGCUCGCAACGCCAAAGGAGUGGGCCCCCUCUCCGAUCCCAUUUUCUUCCGCACGCUGAAAGUCGAGCACCCCGACAAAAUGGCCAACGACCAAGGUCGCCACGGGGACGGCUCGUACUGGCCGGGGGGCACCCACCACGACAGGAGCAGCCUCAACGAGCCCCCCAUCGGGCAGAUGCACCCUCCCCACGGCAGCGUGACGCCGCAGAAGAACAACAACCUCCUCGUCGUCAUCGUCGUCACCGUCGGCGUCAUCACGGUGGUGGCCGUGGCCGUGGUGGCCGUCGUGUGCACCCGGCGCUCCUCGGCGCAGCAGAGGAAGAAACGCGCGACCCACAGCGCCGGGAAAAGGAAGGGCAGCCAGAAGGACCUGAGACCCCCGGAUCUGUGGAUCCACCACGAGGAGAUGGAAAUGAAGAAUAUUGAGAAGCCGACGGGCUCGGAGGCGGCGGCGGGGAGGGACUCGCCCAUGCAGAGCUGCCAGGACAUCAGCCCCGUGAGCCACAGCCAGUCGGAAACGCAGCUGGGAAGCAAGAGCACCCCGCAACCUGGUCCGGAGACGGAAGAAGUUGGAAACAGCAUGUCCACGCUGGAACGCUCGCUGGCCGCCCGCCGAGCCACCCGGGCCAAGCUCAUGAUCCCCAUGGAUUCGCAACCCAACAACCCGCCUGUGGUCAGCGCCAUUCCGGUGCCGACGCUCGAAAGCGCCCAGUACCCCGGGAUCCUGCCGUCCCCGACCUGCGGGUACCCCCACCCGCAGUUCACCCUCCGGCCCGUGCCCUUCCCGACGCUCUCCGUGGACAGGACCUUUGGAGCUGCGAGAACUGUCCCCGAAGGCCCGGCCCCGCAGCAGCCGCCCUUG
Apaloderma vittatum (bar-tailed trogon) is the source of this 2951-nucleotide messenger RNA. RefSeq names its product netrin receptor DCC-like. Gene Ontology annotation, cellular component: membrane. NCBI's taxonomy places the organism in Eukaryota, Metazoa, Chordata, Aves, Trogoniformes, Trogonidae. Gene Ontology annotation, molecular function: protein binding. Gene Ontology annotation, biological process: cell-cell adhesion. The record is from RefSeq and is a predicted model, not a curated record.